Messenger RNA from Rangifer tarandus platyrhynchus (Svalbard reindeer), 5220 nucleotides. The record is from the annotation of a GenBank genome assembly. NCBI's taxonomy places the organism in Eukaryota, Metazoa, Chordata, Mammalia, Artiodactyla, Cervidae.
AUGGGAGUCCCCAAGUUUUACCGAUGGAUCUCGGAGCGAUAUCCCUGCCUCAGCGAAGUGGUGAAGGAGCAUCAGAUUCCUGAAUUUGAUAACUUAUACCUGGAUAUGAAUGGAAUUAUACAUCAGUGUUCCCAUCCUAAUGAUGAUGAUGUUCACUUCAGAAUUUCAGAUGAUAAAAUCUUCACUGAUAUUUUUCACUACUUGGAGGUGUUGUUCCGCAUUAUUAAGCCCAGGAAAGUAUUCUUCAUGGCUGUUGAUGGUGUGGCUCCUCGAGCAAAGAUGAACCAACAGCGUGGGAGGCGUUUUAGGUCAGCAAAGGAGGCUGAAGACAAAAUUAAAAAGGCAAUAGAAAAAGGAGAAACUCUUCCUGCAGAGGCCAGAUUUGAUUCCAACUGCAUUACACCAGGGACUGAAUUCAUGGCCAGGUUACAUGAACAUCUGAAGUACUUUGUAAAUAUGAAAAUUUCUACAGACAAAUCGUGGCAAGGAGUUACCAUCUACUUCUCAGGCCAUGAGACUCCUGGAGAAGGAGAGCAUAAAAUCAUGGAGUUUAUCAGAUCCGAGAAGGCAAAGCCAGAUCAUGAUCCAAACACCAGACACUGUCUUUAUGGCUUAGAUGCUGACUUGAUUAUGCUUGGAUUAACAAGUCAUGAGGCACAUUUCUCUCUUUUAAGAGAAGAAGUUCGAUUUGGUGGCAAAAAGACACAAAGGGUAUGCGCACCAGAAGAAACCACAUUUCACCUCCUACACUUGUCUUUAAUGAGAGAGUAUAUUGACUAUGAGUUUUCAGCAUUAAAAGACAAGAUCACAUUUAAAUAUGAUAUUGAAAGGAUAAUAGAUGAUUGGAUUUUGAUGGGAUUUCUUGUUGGCAAUGAUUUUAUCCCUCAUCUACCUCAUUUACAUAUUAAUCAUGAUGCACUGCCUCUUCUUUAUGGAACAUAUAUUACCAUCCUGCCAGAACUUGGGGGUUAUAUUAAUGAAAGUGGGCAUCUCAACUUACCUCGAUUUGAGAAAUACCUUGUGAAACUAUCAGAUUUUGAUCGAGAACACUUCAGUGAAGUUUUUGUGGACCUAAAGUGGUUUGAAAGCAAAGUUGGUAACAAGUACCUCAAUGAAGCAGCAGGUGUUGCAGCAGAAGAAGCCAAGAACUUCAAGGAAAAGAAAAAAUCAAAGGGCCAGGAAAAUUCCAUGUGUUGGGCUGCUUUAGACAAAAAUGGAGAAGUGGUAACUUCUAAGGGUAAUUUAGAAGAAGAGAUGGAAGAUGAUGACCUAUUUGAAACCGAGUUUAGGCAAUAUAAAAGAACAUAUUACAUGACAAAGAUGGGAGUUGACGUAGUUUCUGAUGACUUUCUGGCUGAUCAAGCUGCAUGUUAUGUUCAGGCAAUACAGUGGAUUUUGCACUAUUACUAUCACGGCGUUCAGUCCUGGAGCUGGUUUUAUCCGUACCAUUAUGCACCUUUCCUGUCUGAUAUCCGCAACAUCAGUACACUCAAAAUCCAUUUUGAACUGGGAAAACCUUUUAAGCCAUUUGAACAACUUCUUGCUGUACUUCCAGCAGCUAGCAAAAAUUUACUCCCUGCAUGCUACCAGCAUUUGAUGACCAGUGACGACUCGCCAAUUAUAGAAUAUUAUCCACCUGAUUUUAAAACUGACCUAAAUGGGAAACAACAGGAAUGGGAAGCUGUGGUACUAAUACCUUUUAUUGAUGAGAAGCGAUUGUUAGAAGCCAUGGAGACAUGUAACCACUCCCUCAAAAAAGAAGAGAGAAAAAGAAAUCAACAUAGUGAGUGCCUAAUGUGCUGGUUUGACAGCGACACAGAGUUCACCUACCCCUCUCCAUGGCCAGAAAAGUUUCCUCCCGUAGAGCGAUGCUGUGCAAGGUAUAAAAUAAUAUCAUUAGAUGCUUGGCGUAUAGAUAUAAGCAAGAACAAAAUAACCAAGGUUGACCAGAAGGCAUUAUAUUUCUGUGGAUUUCCUACUUUGAAACACAUCAAACACAAAUUUUUUUUGAAGAAAAGUGGGGUUCAAGUAUUCCAGCAAAGCAGUCGUGGAGAAAACAUGAUGUUGGAAAUCUUAGUGAAUGCUGAGUCAGAUGAGCUUAGUGUAGAAAAUAUAGCUUCGUCAGUGCUUGGGAAGUCUGUCUUUGUUAAUUGGCCUCAUCUUGAAGAAGCUAGAGUUGUUGGUGUAUCAGAUGGAGAAACUAAGUUUUACUUGGAAGAACCUCCAGGAACACAGAAACUUUAUUUGGGAAGAACUGCACCACCAUCUAAAGUGGUCCAUCUCGGAGACAAAGAACAAUGUAAUUGGACAAAAGAAGUACAAGGAAUUUCAGAAUACUACCUGAGAAGAAAAGGAAUAAUAAUAAAUGAAACAUCUGCAGUUGUAUAUGGUCAGUUACUCACAGGUCGUAAAUAUCAAAUAAAUCAAAAUGGAGAAGUCCGUCUAGAGAAACAGUGGUCAAAACAAGUUCUUCCAUUUGUUUAUCAAACCAUUGUCAAAGACAUCCGCGCUUUUGACUCCCGUUUCUCCAGUAUAAAAACAUUGGAUGACUUGUUUCCUCCUAGAAGUAUGGUCUUUAUGCUGGGAACACCCUACUACGGAUGUGCUGGAGAGGUUCAGGAUUCAGGGGAUGUGAUUACAGAAGGCAGAAUUCGUGUGGUUUUCAGCAUUCCAUGUGAACCCAAUCUUGAUGCUUUAAUACAGAACCAGCAUAAAUAUUCUAUAAAGUACAACCCAGGAUAUGUGUUGGCCAGUCGCCUUGGAGUGAGUGGAUACCUUGUUUCAAGGUUUACAGGAAGUAUUUUUAUUGGAAGAGGAUCUAGGAGAAACCCUCAUGGAGACCAUAAAGCAAAUGUGGGUUUGAAUCUCAAAUUCAACAAAAAAAAUGAGGAGGUACCUGGAUAUACUAAGAAAGUUGGAAACGAAUGGAUGUAUUCAUCUGCAGCAGAACAGCUUCUUGCAGAGUACUUGGAGAGAGCUCCAGAACUAUUCAGUUAUAUAGCCAAAAAUAGCCAAGAGGAUGUGUUCUAUGAAGAUGACAUUUGGCCUGGAGAAAAUGAGAAUGGUGCUGAGAAAGUUCAAGAAAUUAUUACUUGGCUAAAGGGACAUCCUGUCAGUACUUUGUCUCGGUCUUCUUGUGAUUUACAAAUUCUGGAUGCAGCUAUUGUAGAGAAAAUUGAAGAAGAAAUUGAAAAGUGCAAGCAAAGAAAGAAUAAUAAGAAAGUUCGAGUGACAGUGAAGCCCCAUUUGCUAUACAGACCUUUAGAACAGCAACAUGGGGUUAUUCCUGAUCGGGAUGCAGAAUUUCGUCUCUUUGACCGUGUUGUAAAUGUGAGAGAGAACUUUUCCGUUCCAGUUGGCCUUCGGGGCACCAUCAUAGGAAUUAAAGGGGCUAAUAGAGAAGCUGAUGUACUAUUUGAAGUAUUAUUUGAUGAAGAAUUUCCUGGAGGCUUAACAAUAAGGUGCUCACCUGGUAGAGGUUAUCGACUGCCAACAAGUGCCUUGGUGAACCUUUCUCAUGGGAGUCGCUCUGAAACUGGAAAUCAGAAGUUGACAGCCAUUGUGAAACCACAGCCAGCUGUGAAUCACUAUAGCUCAAAUUCAUCCGUUUCAUCUGGGCAUUUGGGAGGCCUGAACCAUUCUCCUCAAUCACUUUUUGUUCCUACUCAAGUACCUGCUAGAGAUGAUGAUGAAUUUUGUAACAUUUGGCAGUCCUUACAAGGAUCUGGAAAGGUUCAACACUUUCAGCCACUGCUACAAGAGAAGGGUGCAGUUCUACCUCAAGAAAUAAGUCAAGUAACUCAACAUCAUAAAACUGGCUUUAAUGACAACAGCGUUAAGCAGAGAAAACAUGAACCUCACAGAAAAUUUAAAGAAGAGUGUAAGAGUCCUAAAACUGAGAGUCGGUCACAAAAAAUGUCAAAUAGGCAGACAUUUGGAGGGCCUGCCAAAUGUAAUAUUAAGCUACUGAAGAGAAAUGAAAGUUCAGAAGUCUCAGAAAAUCAAAAGGUUGUGACUGGUCAUCCAAGUGCUGUUGAUAAGCCUAAUCCUGGAAUUGAGAACUUCUUAGCAUCCUUGAAUAUCUCCAAAGAAAAUGAAAUACAGUCAUCUCAUCAUGAAGAGCCUCCAAGUGAAGAACAUUUGUCACCACAGUCAUUUGCUAUGAAGGGAACUCGGAUGCUUAAAGAAAUUCUAAAAAUUGACAGCUCUGACAGUAUGGACCGUAAGAAUGAAAUGAAACAGUUUGGUAAUGAAGUCACUGUUUCCUCUAGUAGAAGAGAUGAAUAUGGAUCUUCUUCACAACCUAAACAAAAUAAGAAAUUGACAUCUUAUAUGAACAAGCCUCACAGUGCUAGUGAGUACCAUAAUGUUCAGCCUAUGGACAGUGUUUGCUGGCCUACUGGCCAGAUUCCUCCUGUGUCCACACCAGUAACUGAACUUUCUCGAAUUUGUUCCCUUGUUGGAAUGCCACAACCAGAUUUCUCCUUUCUGAGAACACCACAGACAAUGACAGUUUGCCAGGUAAAAUUAUCUAACGGCUUACUGGUACAUGGGCCACAGUGCCAUUCUGAAAAUGAAGCCAAGGAAAAAGCUGCACUUUUUGCUAUACAACAAUUGGGCUCCUUAGGAGUGAAUUUCCCUUUGCCUCCACGAAUAUUUCCAAGUUAUCCUCCAGCCGUGCCACCUGGAACCAUUCCUCCAGUUUUUCCCCAACCUACUGGCUGGGAUCGCUAUGGAAGCAACUUAGCAUUGGGGGCAGCUAAUAUCAUGCCUUCAUCAUCUCACCUCUUUGGCUCAGUGCCAUGGGGACCACCAAUGCCAGUUCCUGGGAAGCCCUUCCAUCAUACACCAUAUGCUGGGACCAUGCCCAUGGCUGGGGGAAUGCCAGCUGGUGUGCACAAUCAGUUCAUACCUCUACAGGUAACUAAAAAAAGAGUUGCAAACAAAAAGAACUUUGAGAAUAAGGAGGCCCAGAGUUAUCAAGUCACCCCGCUUCACACUAGCCAGUCAGCAUCUUCUGAUGUCACCAAAGGAAUUCCACAGGAGACUUCAUCAGCUUCCUUACCAUCCUCUCAGAUCCCUCAACCUGCAUCUUCUUUCCAAGUUGCAGCUGCCUCCCCAGGCCAUAGUAUGCCUCACCAGAAGUCGGCACCAAGCUCUUCAAGAAGAAAAUCAAGAAAACUGGCUGUCAAUUUUGGCGUUUCUAAACCUUCUGAAUAA